Messenger RNA from Necator americanus (New World hookworm), 246 nucleotides. RefSeq lists its product as uncharacterized. The transcript has a single exon. NCBI's taxonomy places the organism in Eukaryota, Metazoa, Nematoda, Chromadorea, Rhabditida, Ancylostomatidae. The record is from RefSeq and is a predicted model, not a curated record. The coding region runs from base 1 to 246 and encodes 81 amino acids.
AUGAAUGACGGUACACUCGUCAUUCGUGGAGGGAAGGUUCCGUCGCGAAAUGUAGGCGGUGUUGGUUUUAUUGUGCACCCAUCUGUCGUUCAUCUCGUCGAUUCUCACGAGAUCCUGUCACCUCGUCUGGCCAUUCUUCGCCUCCGCCCUCUGCGCCAAAAACCCAUCAGUAUCAUCAACUGCUACUCACUAACAUCAGCAGCUGAUGAUUCCGAAUUGGACGCGUUUUACGAGGAGCUGGAGUAG